This is a messenger RNA of Macrosteles quadrilineatus (aster leafhopper), 977 nucleotides long. Its product is annotated as peptidoglycan recognition protein 1-like. Gene Ontology annotation, biological process: peptidoglycan catabolic process. Lineage: Eukaryota; Metazoa; Arthropoda; Insecta; Hemiptera; Cicadellidae. Gene Ontology annotation, molecular function: N-acetylmuramoyl-L-alanine amidase activity; zinc ion binding. The transcript is spliced from 4 exons. The record is from RefSeq and is a predicted model, not a curated record. Bases 201 to 878 code for a protein of 225 amino acids.
GUAAAUUUGUUUUUAUAUAUAUUUAAGAAUUAAUUAACUAUCACAUUGUGUUUUAGUUUAAAUUGUUUUCUUUCUUUACUUUUACCUACAUUGUCAUGUGUUGUUGAACCAAAUGACACAUUUAAGAUGUGCUCUCCCCUUUUAUUUUGUAAAUGUACAACAACCCAUAGUUUUCUUCAAGGAAUUAAUUGAAUUUGUUAAUGGAGGAAUUAAGAAGGUACAAAGGAGCAUUUGAACGUCAGUUCUACAAGUUAGUCUGCAGAGAUGUUUGGGAAGGUGGGAAUCUUCCAGUUGAAUCUCGACCCCUGAAAACUCCACUGAGAGGGUUAAUUCUUUCAUACACAGAACAGAAACGGUGUAAGACAAAGGAUGAAUGUAUUGAACGUGUUAGAGAGGUGCAACAACUGGCUAGGAAGGAGGGAAAGCCUGACACACAGUUAAAUUUUCUAGUUGGAGGGGACGGUUAUGUCUAUGAAUGCAUGGGUUGGCAUCAUUAUCUUCCUGAACAUGUAAAGAUGAUCAAAGGUGGUGAGAGACUUUAUGGACGGAGCAUUGAGGUUGCUUUCAUUGAUAAGAACUCGAACGCGCCUACGGAUGGGAUGCAAAGAGGUCUAUCCCGUGUUGUUACUAUGGGACUGACAGAAAAAUUUCUCGUCGAAAAUUUUACGUUUCACUGCCGAAACAAUAGCGAUGUCCAGUUUUUGUAUGGCAGAGAUGAAGCAAAGGAAAAAAGGAGAGUCAUGCAGGAAAAGAGGAGGCAACGAAGAGAUCCUAAUUACAAACAGGAAAAACCAGAGAGAAUGAAAAUUGAUAUGGAUCAAAUAAAAGAGGAUUUAAGAAAACAGGGUGUGAAAGUUCCUGAUAAAGUAUUUUGGUAAAGUUUUGCUUUGUGUCCCCUUUAUGUUUCUCAUUCUAUUUAUUUAGGAAACCGUUAUGAGUUUACAUUGUAAUUCUAUGGAAUAUAAGAGAUUUAUGUA